AGAAGAAGAAGAAGAAGAAGAGCAUCAGAGGUUCAGACAUGGCGUGGCUCCAUCAGAGUCGAGGUUCUCCAAGACUCGUCCUGGUGGUGGUUUGUGUCGCUCUGCUGCUCGACAACAUGCUGCUCACUGUGGUCGUGCCGAUCAUCCCGACCUUCCUCUACGCCAUGGAGCAUCCCAGUCCAGAGCCCCCGACCGCCCAGCCCUCCCUGCUCCCUCUGCCCAGCCUUGGUGCACCACAUUUGGGCACAGUGCCCUCACAGCCCCCCGACCCCAGGUCAAACCUCCAGACCUCCAGCUGGACCUCCCAGCUCCCUCUGCCCAGCCGCAGUGCACCUGUCCUGGGUACACAGUCAGAGCAGAGCCCCCGGUCGUCUCCUCUGGUGUCCCUCUUUGACAACACGACCUUCAGUCUGCAGGAACUCCGGACCGAACCGACCCCGGACACCAAGCCCACAGACCAGACGAACCUGACCACAGAGCUGCAGAUCAACGAGACGACUGACGUCACAGACGCCUCCUGUCUUCAGGACAGCGUGUUUCUGGAGGAGGAAAAUGUUCGUGUUGGUUUGUUGUUUGCCUCUAAAGCUCUCAUCCAGCUGCUCGUCAACCCCUUUGUCGGCCCGCUCACCAACAGGGUCGGGUAUCACAUCCCCAUGUUCGCUGGUUUCAUCAUCAUGUUUGUGUCAACCAUCAUGUUUGCGUUCUCAGGGACGUACGCUCUGCUGUUCUUCGCUCGCUCUCUGCAGGGAAUCGGCUCAUCCUUCUCGUCUGUGGCAGGUCUGGGUAUGUUGGCCAGUGUGUACACUGAUGAUGAGGAGAGAGGCAUCGCCAUGGGCAUCGCACUGGGAGGACUGGCUAUGGGAGUCCUGAUUGGAGCUCCAUUCGGCAGUGUGAUGUACGAGUUUGUGGGGAAGCGAGCUCCCUUCCUGAUCCUCGCCUUCCUGGCUGUGUUUGAUGGAGUGUUACAGCUGUUGAUCCUGCAGCCUUCAAAGAUCUCUCCUGGGAGUGUGGAGGGGACCCCGUUACUGACGCUGUUAAAGGAUCCGUACAUCCUGAUCAGUGCAGGUUCUCUCUGUUUCGCCAACAUGGGCGUGGCCAUCCUGGAGCCGACGCUGCCCAUCUGGAUGAUGCAGACCAUGUGCUCCCCGAAAUGGCAACUUGGUAUGGCCUUCCUUCCUGCCAGUGUCUCCUACCUGAUAGGAACAAACCUGUUUGGUGUUCUGGCCAACAAGAUGGGACGGUGGCUCUGCUCCAUGUUAGGGAUGUUUAUUGUUGGCAUCAGUCUGCUGUGUGUUCCUUUUGCCACCAGUAUCUAUGGUCUGAUUGGACCAAACGGAGGUCUGGGCUUCGCUAUAGGUAUGGUGGACUCCUCCAUGAUGGCCAUCAUGGGUUACCUGGUCGAUAUCCGUCACGCCUCUGUCUACGGCAGCGUCUACGCCAUCGCUGAUGUGGCGCUGUGUAUGGGGUUCGCUAUCGGUCCGUCCACAGGGGGCGCUCUAGUCCAGGCGGUGGGGUUCCCCUGUCUCAUGGUGUUCAUUGGAGUGAUCAACAUCCUGUACGCUCCGCUCUGCUUCCUGUUACGUAACCCUGCUGUCAGAGAGGAGAAGAUGGCGAUCAUCGACCAGGAGUGUGUGAUGCACAGGAAAAGCUACAACACACAGAAGGAGAGUCGUGAGUUUCCUCUGAGUGACUACAGCGAAGAAGAAGAGACGGAGGAGUGACACACACACACACACACACACCUGAAGAUGUUCAUGUUGUGAUGUUGUCUUCUUCAAACACCUUCAUCAUCAGACUUCCUGUCGUCACACAGUCAGAACAGAAACAGACGCUGUUUAAAGGGACAGUGUCGGCAUUAAAGCCCCAUACACCUCCUUAUUAAUUAAAUCUAAUUAAUCAUCAUUUCAGAGCGUUGUGGUUCUCUAAGACAUGUUGUCAUGAACUCACAGACGCUGAGGCAGUUUACAGAGUUAACUAAUGUGAUCACAUUUAUGCAACUUCCAUUAAAAGACACCCGAUUUCCUCCUGCUGGCUGUUUGCUAGGCCCCACCCCCACUCAGUGUGUCUCCAGUCCCAGUGAAGUGGAGCUACAGUUCCAGCUGGACGAGGACAUCUAACUGGCCUACUGUCCUUGUCCCAGUAUACAAGCACGGGAGGGGAAUCCAUUUAUUGAGCCAAGUAUGUGCGACUCCUCUACGAUAGGUGGAGAUAUGCCCCCUUUCAGCUUGUUAGUAUUGGACC
This is a messenger RNA of Epinephelus moara (kelp grouper), 2241 nucleotides long. RefSeq names its product chromaffin granule amine transporter. The transcript is spliced from 17 exons. Bases 39 to 1721 code for a protein of 560 amino acids. Gene Ontology annotation, biological process: transmembrane transport; xenobiotic transport; aminergic neurotransmitter loading into synaptic vesicle. Gene Ontology annotation, cellular component: synaptic vesicle membrane; terminal bouton. The record is from RefSeq and is a predicted model, not a curated record. NCBI's taxonomy places the organism in Eukaryota, Metazoa, Chordata, Actinopteri, Perciformes, Serranidae. Gene Ontology annotation, molecular function: xenobiotic transmembrane transporter activity; serotonin:sodium:chloride symporter activity.